This is a messenger RNA of Pseudoliparis swirei, 1386 nucleotides long. RefSeq names its product cilia and flagella associated protein 119 (gene cfap119). The coding region runs from base 326 to 1213 and encodes 295 amino acids. The record is from RefSeq and is a predicted model, not a curated record. Lineage: Eukaryota; Metazoa; Chordata; Actinopteri; Perciformes; Liparidae. The transcript is spliced from 9 exons.
UAUAUGUUGUAUAUAUUGUUGAUAUAGUACGUGUUUCUAAUAUAUUAUUAAUAUAUUGUUGGUAUCGUAUGUGUUUAUAAUAUAGUGUUGGUUCAGUACGUAUGUAUUAACUAUUAUUAAUAUGUUAUUGGAAUAUCACUUGUUUAUCGUACAUUAUUAAUGUCUGGUUUCCGUUAUUCUGUCCGACGCGCUAAACCGGAAGGAGAAACACGUAUUUGACGUUGCUAGGAUACGGGAGGGAGCCAAACAGGAAAUGAUUCAACUUCAUUGAACGGGCAGUUUCUGCAUUUUGCUCAAUUUGUUAUUCGGCAAAAUAAAAUGAAAGAUGGAUCCGGAAUGGAAGGUACCACAUGCCCUGAAAGCUAAAGUGAUGCUAUGGUCAGAUGUCAGCUACCAUGGCAUGGAGGAGAUCGACAAGAUGCAGUGCCUUCCUGAUCUGGAGAGGUUGCUGUCCCUUUCUGACCAGAAGCACUUCUCUUUGAACACAAUGAGACACGAUGUUCACCGUGCUGUUCUCUGCGGCGGCAGCGCUCUCUGCAGCGUGCUGGAGGUCCAGCUCCCGGAACCCCGGAGAGGAGUCCUGCUGGAGAUGUAUGUCCACACUGUGGGUUUUUGCAGAGAGAGCAACUUUAAAAAGGAACAAACCUCGGCUCUCUUGUCCAUCCUCAGAUCCAUCCACGAGGCCAACAUAGGAACUCCACUCAACAACAUCGAGCAGUGUUCCACAUACUGCACAGAUCUAGUCCUCUGUCACUCCGUCAGGCGGCCCCCCUUCAGUAUCAACCUCUUCAGCUCGGAGGAGGUGGCAUGUAUAUUAAAGUACAUCCAUAACAGCUACCUGAGACACUACAAACUAUACAAAUAUAUUUUCACACCACAGGUAAAGCUGGAUUUAUCUCUGACUUACUCUGGGACCCCAGACCAGGAUGAACCCCCCAUGGAGGAUUCAUCUGAUCCAGCAGACAUUGAAAAUGUGUUGGAAAAAGAAACAGAAGCAGCAGCGACAACAGACAGCUCUCCUCAAACACAAGAGGAAUCCAUCGAAGACCCAGAGGCCGCCACAGCCGAUUUAAAAUCAGAACUAAAGGCACUGAUUGAGAAAGAAGUCCGAGAGCAGAUGGCGCUGGUGUGUGGACAGCUGGAGCAGCGGAUGAAAGGCAUUGCAGAGUCUCCGCCCCACAAGGCCAACAGAACCGGGGCCAAGAAACAGUGAUUUCAAACAAGAGCUCACACAGAAUCUGACAAAUCAAGCUCAAACAUUAGUUUUAUGAUCAAUAACACGUUCUUUUUUCAUAUACAUGAUAUCAAUAUAUAUUCUGCAUUUGUUCAAUUACUAUUACUGAGAGGCACUUUCUGAUAAAGUUAUUAAACUAAAGAAUGAACCGA